AUGAACUCGGCAGUCAAGAUCCUCUCUGUUUCUUCCGACGAAAGUUUCGUCACUGUUUUGAAAGACAACGGCGACACCCUUGUCUGCGAUAUCGUGGUGGGAGCCGGCGGCACCUAUAGCACAGUUCGCCAGAGCAUCUUUGACCAGAUGCGAAGGGACAAAGUUAUGGACUCCAAGGACAUGGAACCUAUGAAGUGCUCGACCAUCUGUCUUAUCGGGCAAACGAGACCCCUGAACGAUGUCGAGUUCCCAUCGUGGCUCUGCAGGACUCUCAAGUAUUUGAAUAACGACAGUCAUGACGAGAACAACCCGUUUAGGACUUCAGAUUGGGGACAGGCUACCGUGGACCUCAUGUGCGAGAAGGUCAAGGAUAUCACCAUCAUUGCUGGUGGAUACCGUCGUGCCACUGUUGACCAUUUGAUUGAUCUCAGUGGCUGGACCGAAAUCAAAAAGGUAGUCGUGGAGGAGAAGGUCUUCAGCAAGUGGCACUACUGA
Molecule: messenger RNA, 495 nt
Organism: Linnemannia hyalina
Lineage: Eukaryota; Fungi; Mortierellomycota; Mortierellomycetes; Mortierellales; Mortierellaceae
Source: the annotation of a GenBank genome assembly